Priapulus caudatus is the source of this 810-nucleotide messenger RNA. Its product is annotated as importin-5-like. Gene Ontology annotation, biological process: protein import into nucleus. Gene Ontology annotation, molecular function: nuclear import signal receptor activity. NCBI's taxonomy places the organism in Eukaryota, Metazoa, Priapulida, Priapulimorpha, Priapulimorphida, Priapulidae. The record is from RefSeq and is a predicted model, not a curated record. The coding region runs from base 16 to 555 and encodes 179 amino acids. Gene Ontology annotation, cellular component: nucleus; cytoplasm. The transcript has 5 exons.
CGCCAGGUGCGACAGAUGGCAGCACUGCUGCUGCGGCGACUCAUCAUCGGCUCGUUCGACGAGUUCUACCCGACGCUGGCGCCCGAGAUCCAGGCGGGCAUGAAGGAGCAGCUGCUGCUCGCCGUGCACGAGGAGCAGAACGAUGUCGUGCGCAAGAAGGUGUGCGACGUCGUCGCCGAGCUCGCGAGGAGCUUCAUCGAUGAGGAGGGUGUAAACCAUUGGCCAGAGUCACUCAAGUUCCUGUUCGAUCUGGUCAGCUCUCCGAAUGCGGCCUUGAGAGAGGCUGCACUCCUGAUCCUCAGUGUAACACCAGGAAUAUUCGCUAACCAGCAACAGCAUUACAUGGAUGUCAUACGUCAGAUGCUACUUCAGUGCUUGGGUGAUACAGAAAAUCCACAGGUGAGACUAGCAGCCGUAAAAGCAACGACUGCAUUCUUGCUGGCACACGACAAGGAACCUGGUGUUCAGCGGCACUUCGUUGACUGUCUUCCCGGACUCCUAUCGGGCGUCGCCGUCGAUCUGCGAGAAACAGGAGAAGUGAGCGGCGGCGCUUGAAGAUGCCUUGAUCGCACCUACGUCCGAAUGUCGUUGCCCCAAGUUCCUGCGCGCGCAGCUCGAGCCGCUCAUCGAACUCUGUCUGAAGGGUCGGUCGCGCGACGCGACGCUCGCCGACACGUGCCUGGCGCCACCUCCGCUGCUCGAGCGGUGAUUCUGACGAUGUGAGACGGCGCGGCCAUGCUGCGUCGGCACGCCGCUUCGUCGCCGCGCUCGUGGCGCUCGUGUCGCGCUCAUGGUCGACCUCGACGGACG